AAAGUGAUUUCAUGUGAAGGUAUAUAGGAAAUGCAUUUUGCAUCGACAAUCUGUAUUAAGAAAGUUCUUGGGUGAUUGGACAUGGUCGGGAGAAUUUGAGAUAAAGCGAUAUAAAACAAAAUUCACUCAACCUUGCUGGAUUAUUUUAGUGUUUGUUUUCCCGCCAUAAGUGAAAGUUGAGAAAAGAUUCAGAUAUGAAAAUGAAAGUGGAAGUGAUUGUUGCUCUUCUUACCUUCUUCGCUUACAGUGCUUCUGCACAACUGAAUCAAGUGUACGCAACAGUUCAAAGACCAAAACAGCUGCCAUCGACCCACAUAACGACUUCAAAGCCAUAUGACUACACCACAAUAUCUUUGUCACCAAAAACAUCCAUUAGUGUUCAGCAUUCUAUCGUUAGAAACCAGCCAGCCUAUCCUUUUCCUUAUACGGAAACUACUUUGCAAGCUGAUGGCUCAGAAGACACCAGUUACUACUACACAUAUGAAGAAACUUCCGAAGAAACUACAAAAAAACCAUACAUGUUGUCCCCUCCACCAACAACACCUGGACCUUCUACCAAGAAGCCAGCUGUCAGAAGUUUCUGGAACAGUCAAAAAGCCUUGCUGGAUGCUAGAAGAAAAGAAAGUUCUCAAAAAUUCGUAACAUCAUACACGACGAGAUCAACAGAAAGACCCAAGAUUGAGUUUAAGGCAAGAGAAAAACCCAAGUUUGGUUUGGCCAGCAAGAGCAAGUUUACAACCACAACAACUGCACCUACAACUGAAGAUAAACUGCAGACGACAACUGUAAAAUCCGUCAAAUACAACGCGAAUAAUGCCAAUUCAGCGGAUAACAAAGCGGAAGACAAAGUAGAAACUGCAAAGGGCAUUGCGAAAGAUUCUGGAGAUAGAUUGACGAAUAAAAUCACUGGAAGAAUCGGAGAACUACCCUAUCUGACGAACCCUGUAACACAAGUCCAGCCAUACCUGUAUCCAACAACUGUUCCCGGAAAUUCAAAGCAAGUUAAAUUCGAUGAUUCUAUGGGCACUACUCAACUUGUCGACAAUUCUCGCCAAGUAGUUACAAGUAACUAUAAACCUUUACCAAGCUCAGGAAAUGACGGCGAUUCAAAGACUAUCAGUAACCUUAAUAAACAGAUUCCUUUGCUUGCAAGUUUCAUUCAACAGCAGUCAAAAAUAAGCUCGACUCAACCACCAACAAUUACUACUGCUUCAAAUUCAAAAAUGGAUCCAAAUGAAUUUCUGAAAAGAUUGUUGAGUCAGCAAAUCCUAUCUAGCCCAAAUCCACAUCGUUCAAACAUAAAUCAACAACCUCUAGCAAGCAACAAUCAUUUGGUACAAAACCAAAACAAAUUGCCGUUACCAAACGCAAACUUUCAAAAUUUUAAUAGGCCACUAAACAACAUUCCACUUAAUCCGCUCCCAAGCAAUCUUAAUCAACAAACAAGUAAUUUUAACCCACAAACAAGUAAUUUUAACCCACAAACAAGUAAUUUUAACCCACAAACUAGCAAUACGAUUCUAGCCACUCUUCCUUUGGGAAGCGGUGUGCAAAGAGCCGGAGAACUUCUUGCAACCAGUAAUACUCCAGCAUCGACUUUGUUGUCUAGGUUAGGAAAUUUAGCUUUAAAUUUAGGAGGUGGUGAUGCACCAGCAGUAAGUAAUUACAUUACGGGCAGAGAUGGUGGAGGAUCGGGUUUGGCAUUCAACUUAGGUCCAAUACCUGAUCCUUUAACAGUACUUUUAAAACUUCUAUCCCUCUUACCACGCCCACUACUUGAUCUGAAUGGUAAAAUCUUCUUUGGAAUAGAGUUGGGCAAAAACGCUGGUCUUACAACGAAACCAAUAGGUUAAUAAUAAUAUUAAAAAGGUAGUAAAUAGAACUGUAAAAUAAAUUUUGUAAAAUAAAU
This is a messenger RNA of Parasteatoda tepidariorum (common house spider), 1909 nucleotides long. RefSeq lists its product as uncharacterized. Lineage: Eukaryota; Metazoa; Arthropoda; Arachnida; Araneae; Theridiidae. The record is from RefSeq and is a predicted model, not a curated record.